Cyprinodon tularosa is the source of this 4455-nucleotide messenger RNA. It is a transcript of the gene ehd3, whose product is annotated as EH-domain containing 3. The record is from RefSeq and is a predicted model, not a curated record. Gene Ontology annotation, cellular component: intracellular vesicle; presynaptic membrane; plasma membrane. The transcript is spliced from 9 exons. Lineage: Eukaryota; Metazoa; Chordata; Actinopteri; Cyprinodontiformes; Cyprinodontidae. Bases 875 to 2527 code for a protein of 550 amino acids. Gene Ontology annotation, biological process: endosomal transport; clathrin-dependent synaptic vesicle endocytosis. Gene Ontology annotation, molecular function: calcium ion binding; molecular adaptor activity; protein binding.
UCACGCUCGCAGCAGCUGAGCACUUCCGCCGGGGGGUCAGGUUUCCCAUCUCUCCGUCAUUCGGUAUUUAAAUUGGACUGCAGGAUUUCAGCUGCUGCCCCACUCCGCUUUGCGCCGUGAAAGAAAAUAACACCAACCGCUAGCUGAAAGAGUUAGCUUUUAAAUUUGGGGCUCGAGAGCUACGGAAUCCAAGGAGGUUUUUGGGUUGUUUUGUAGAGAGGCUGAACAAUAACGGUGGAUGCAUAUUGACAGCUGCUCGGUGCAUCAUUUCUAGGACUUCUCUGCUAACAACCGGAUCAUAUUGAAUAGCGGUAACCUCUACCAGAGCGGAAUAAUUGCGAUUAUUUUCAAAGGGAGUUUGUUUACUGCUGCAGAUUAGUAAACAAAAACAAAGUCAUUGAAAGCAGAGCUGGGUUGCAUCAGUGGCCUGGAGCUGGAAGGACCAACAAGUCCGUUUAGGAAAGACAUUUAAGAUUUAAUUGAUGCAUAUUGCCAUUUCACUGACUGUUUUUGUAAAUAUGAGUAAAGAAUAAAAUAAUAUCCAAAUUAUAUCAUAAAAUUUAUUCAAAAGAUUUUCUGCAAGCUUAACGUAAAAAUUGAAUUCAGUUGAUUCUCCUGUAGCAUAGUCUAUAUUAAGCUUGGAUAAUUUUUAAAAGAUAGUUCUCUAGUUAUCUUUUAAGUGUUAUUUUUCUUUAAAAAAGUUAGCAGAAAAUAAUUCACCCUAUAUUCUAUAUUAUUUUUCUUCAUUUAUGCAGAAAUUUCCCCCUUUAUGCCACAUCUUCAAGUCAUAUUAGCCAUUCUGAUCCUCCUGCUCAAGAUAUUCUAAGAUCUUACUCCCUAAAAGUUGGUGAAUUAGUCCACCUGCAGGUAAACAAUGUUCAGCUGGCUUGGAACCGAUGACCGGAGGAAGAAGGAGCCAGAAGUCUUUCAGACUGUCAGUGAUGGACUGAAAAAACUCUACAAAACUAAACUCCUGCCUCUGGAGGAGAGCUACAAGUUCCAUGAGUUUCAUUCUCCAGCCCUGGAGGAUGCUGACUUUGACAACAAACCGAUGGUUCUACUGGUGGGGCAAUACUCCACUGGAAAAACCAGCUUUAUACGCUACCUGCUGGAGCAGGAUUUUCCUGGAAUGCGUAUUGGCCCGGAGCCUACCACGGAUUCUUUCAUCGCGGUGAUGCACGGAGACACCGAGGGGGUCAUCCCCGGGAACGCUUUGGUGGUCGACCCCAAGAAGCCCUUCAGAAAGCUCAAUGCAUUUGGAAACGCUUUCCUGAACAGGUUUGUGUGCGCCCAACUACCUAACCCUGUGCUGGAAAGCAUUAGUGUGAUCGACACGCCAGGAAUUCUGUCCGGAGAAAAACAGAGAAUAAGUCGGGAUGAGUUGUCAGGCUAUAGCUCUCUGCGUAGAUGUCCUUAUGGAGGCUAUGACUUUGCUGCUGUCCUGGAGUGGUUUGCAGAGCGUGUGGACAGGAUCAUAUUGCUGUUCGAUGCCCACAAACUAGACAUCUCAGACGAGUUCUCAGAAGUGAUAAAGGCCUUGAAGAACCAUGAAGACAAGAUUAGAGUUGUGUUGAACAAGGCGGACCAGAUCGAGACCCAGCAGUUGAUGAGGGUGUACGGUGCCUUGAUGUGGUCGCUGGGGAAAAUAGUCAACACCCCUGAGGUGAUCCGUAUCUAUAUUGGCUCUUUUUGGUCUCACCCGCUGCUGAUCCCCGACAACCGGAAGCUGUUUGAAGCAGAGGAGCAGGAUUUAUUUAAGGACAUUCAGUCUUUACCCAGAAACGCAGCACUUCGGAAACUCAACGACUUGAUCAAGAGGGCCAGACUAGCUAAGGUUCAUGCCUACAUCAUCAGUUCUCUGAAGAAAGAGAUGCCUACUGUGUUUGGGAAGGACAACAAGAAGAAGGAGCUGAUCGCCAGUCUGGGAGACAUUUACAAGCGGAUCGAGAGGGAACAUCAGAUUUCACCUGGAGAUUUCCCUAACCUGAAGAAGAUGCAGGAUCAGCUCCAAGCUCAGGAUCUCACCAAGUUCCAGCCUCUCAAACACAAACUUCUGGAGGCUGUCGACGACAUGCUGGCUAAUGACAUUGCUAGCUUGAUGGUGUUGGUGCGCCAAGAGGAAACCCAAAAGCCCAACCAAGUGGUGAAGGGCGGCGCAUUCGACGGCACUCUGAAUGGUCCGUUUGGGCACGGAUACGGAGAGGGAGCCGGCGAAGGCAUCGAUGAAGCAGAGUGGGUGGUCGCCCGCGACAAACCUGCGUAUGAUGAGAUUUUCUACACCCUCUCUCCUGUCAACGGAAAGGUGAUUGGGGCCAAUGCAAAGAAGGAGAUGGUGAAGUCAAAACUGCCCAACACAGUGCUGGGAAAGAUCUGGAAGCUGGCAGAUAUCGACAAGGACGGCAUGCUGGAUGACGAGGAGUUUGCUUUGGCCAAUCACCUGAUUAAGGUGAAGCUGGAGGGACAUGAGCUGCCCUCAGAUCUGCCUGCACACCUGGUGCCUCCAUCCAAGAGGAAAAUGCCUGAAUAAAUGGAAGAUUUGAUCCAUGCCUGGAGAAAACUGUAAAUGGAGGACUUCAACAUACAAAUGUCCCAAACAAAAAAGAAAAUCCAUGAUGUCAUUCAGUCCUGUUGUUUCUGUGAUUUCAUCGUCUUAAUUCAAAGCAAUACAAGCCCCAUCAAAAUAAAACCCAAUGAAUAAAUAAUUAACCUUGGAUUAAGGAAAAUACAGCAUCUGUGCUUUUUCCUCUCAUUAACAAACUGAAUUUUGGUGUUUUACACACAUUGUUUGUUGUUCCAUAUUUUUAGUUCUCCAGGUGAUGGUGAUUGCCUGUUUUUUUUCCAGGCCAACAUAAAUACUUCAAGAUUCCCUGGAAGGCAGAAAAAUCCAUAAGCAACACUGAAUUAAUCAAAUUCUGUUUUUUAUUGCUCCAAUUAGCUGAGGCCCUUGGCUCAACAUUUACAUUUAAUUAUAAGAAUAUAGAAGACCAAUUCACUAUUUUUUGUUUUGAUUAUGAAAUUGUUUUGAAUCUCUAACAUGCUCUGAUACUGUGACGAUAUUAACAAUCCAGUAUGUUUUGUCUGGAUGGAGACUAUAAAUGUUGAUCUUGCAGAUACUUGUCAUUUCUCUAGACUUGUCUUGGCUAUUGUAUGUACUCAUUAUUGAUGUAUGUACUCACUAUUUGAGCUUGUGUAUCAGUGUUAAUAUUUCUAUCCAGUAAUCAUCUCGCAUUUUCACAGAGUGUUAAACCUUUAGCGUUUUUUUAAAACAACAGUCCAAUAACAGCCUGAAUGAGCAAGUAUUCGCUAAAUAUUUUGUUCAAACAGUUGUUUAUGCUGAUAAACUUUACAUUAUUUCAUGUGUUAAACUUUAUUAGAAUGGUUCUAACAUCUUACUUUAGCAUUAGCAAUGUUUAAAGUUUAUCUUUUUCUGAUCGGUCAAUAAGGAGAUGAAACGCUUCGAUCUGAUUCCAGAAUAGAUGGAAAUCCUCACAGGUUGUGUUGGGAAUAAAAUGGGGUUGCAUAGUAACUGAAGUUUAUUAUUACAUUUUCUUUCAUUUAUAUUUCUCCACUUCCAUCAUGAAGUUUAUCAUUACUUAUUUUAUUCUAGGUAAAGAAAUGUUCGCCUUAGUAGAGUGAAGGCAGUAAAAGAAAAAAAUCUGUUUCUAUUUCAUAUUUUAAUUUAAAUAUAACGUUCUAAAUGAUUUAUAGCAGUUUAACAGCUAAUGCAUACAACUUCAUAGGGUAAGUCAAACCUGUUUUAAAUUGCUGGCCAGCUUUCUGCAGGUUUCCAUUGGUAUUUUAAUGCUAAUGAGGAACUCCAAGGCUUUUAAUUCACAAGGCUCUUUUCUUAUUGCCCUAAUUUCUGACUUUAUUCACAGAUUCUUACUGAAAUUAAGGUUAGUCAACAAGCUGAUGAUAAUAUAUGAUGAGUUAAACCUUAGUAUCCCUGCACAGAUGUGGAAAACUAUUUGGGAUAAACUGUAUGGAAGUUUAAGAGCAGAGACCCCACUGGCUCCACGCUUGGUUUUUUAUUCUGACAUGAUCAUGCUGCCCCAGAAUAAAAGUUUCUUUCUUACUGGGAAGUUUGUGCAACAAUAAAUAUAUAAAUACUCAAAUUACAUUAGUUUGUUAUUUUUACUUUUUCCUCUCUCUGGUCUUUUCCCCAAAUACAUUGCUAAAUGAUUAACAGCAUGCUGCACUUAUUACCUCGCUGCGUUUUACCAGAUUUCUCGGUUCUAUUGAAAGUGUGAAAGAUGUUUGUGGAAUGAGGAUUGCAAAACCUUUCGCUGGUUAGUGGAUUUCACAUGUUCACGGAUUGCAGCGUAACCGUAGUGACAAAGUUUGUGUUUCAGGGUGUUUCUGUCUCCGAUGGUGAUGCACUGGUUCAUUGUGUACUUCACUGCUUUUCUGUCCUCAGAAAAAAAGUUGAAAAACUAAAAUAAAUAUAUUAAAAAU